Mercenaria mercenaria is the source of this 1472-nucleotide messenger RNA. RefSeq lists its product as uncharacterized. The record is from RefSeq and is a predicted model, not a curated record. The transcript is spliced from 2 exons. Lineage: Eukaryota; Metazoa; Mollusca; Bivalvia; Venerida; Veneridae. The coding region runs from base 217 to 1227 and encodes 336 amino acids.
UCGGCGGAGAAACUUGUUCUAAUAGUUUCUCUCAAUGGAUUGACACAAUAGGUUACCACGUUAUUUUAAUAUUUAUUUAAAGUAUUCUAUAUAUGAUUAUGAAGGAAAAUAUAGUAAAUCUAAAAAAAAAAAUGGAACAUAUUUAUACGUUUCGCAUAGAGGUGACAAUAUUUUAAUCAAAAUAACUUGAAAAGGUAUAUUGUGUCUAGUGUACCAAUGGCAGAACCGGAAGCGGAUCCAGAGAGCGAAGUAGAACCAGAGUCAGAAAGUGAGGCAGAACCGGAAGCAACAGGCAGUGCAUCCACUGAGCCAGAACCAUACUGGCCUUUAGCAUUUCAACAAUGGGGAUCGGCAUGGCAUUUACACACAUAUUCAGUUGCGUGCAUUUUUAUGUUUAUAGCCAUUCUUGCAGCAAUGAGUAUGGUUGUCUAUCUAAAGAACAAACAGGUGCUCAAACAAGUAACCUUGACAUUUACUUUGCAGUGCUUGUUGCUGUAUUUCACUUUACUUCGAUCAUUGGUAAUGUUUAUCAACCCUUACCAAACAGCGGACAAAAUUAACGACAUAGUGUUCCGCAUGAUGUGGUCAUUUUCUUUACCAGGACUCACAGCAGCUUUCAGUGUGUUAUUGUUAGUUUUCUUGGACACAACUAAAAUGACAUUAGGACCUCCAGUAUUUCAAAAAUUGUCAGUGCUGUUGAUAUUCACCGCUUGCCAUUUUGUCAUCGUCGUAUCUGCUGACAUCAUUUGUGCUCUCGUCAAGAGUUCAUGUGCACCCAUGCUGAUGUUCUGUCAAGCUCUGUUUAUACUCUACGGGACCUUGUUGGCAGCCGGCUACGCCUAUACGGCGAUAAGUCUUCACAGAAAGUGUGUCACCGGCGUCAUAAGCGCUGAAGAAAACAGAAAAAUCAUUCGUCUCAUAAAAAUCUCAGGAUUUGCAUCAUGCAUCGCUUUAUCUAUUGCCGUGACACACCUUUAUGCGGCUUGCAGCGAAUUCGGAAUUUAUAGUGACGUCAUCUACGUAAACGCUUGGGAUUGGUGGAUCCUACAGUCAGUUCUUAGAUUUGAAGAAAUUACGUCAUCUUGCCUUAUCCUUGUGAUAGCCUACCGAAAUCCAUUUGCUGAAAACGGCAGAAUAAGAAACUGGAUAGUAAAAUCAAUUAACAGAAAAACAAACCCCUUGCCGCAAACAGAUGUUACCCAAAUAGAUAAUACUCAAGUAACAUAAUUGUAAAUGAGCAGUGUGCAUGCAUAAUGUUAAAUGGUAUAUUGAGGACAGAUCGUUAUUUCUACAACUAGAAAUUGAUGGCAAUCAAUAUGCAUAAUUGCUAUCAGUCAAUUUAGAGGACAGUCAAUAUAUGCACUGGGCGGAGGACAAUAAGUGUGCACAAUAUUACCAUAUUAAAAGCACCAUGCUGUUAACUAACACAUAUCUAAACAAAGAGAAUAAAAAAAUAAAAUAUUAAGCAUUUA